Molecule: messenger RNA, 813 nt
Organism: Dacryopinax primogenitus
Lineage: Eukaryota; Fungi; Basidiomycota; Dacrymycetes; Dacrymycetales; Dacrymycetaceae
Exons: 5
Coding region: 1-813 (270 amino acids)
Source: RefSeq, a predicted model, not a curated record
AUGCCCGUGGUGAAGUCGACGAGAGUUCAACUAUUUGAAGCUUGGAUUACGGUAGACCACGAUCGACUCCCCGAGUACGCUCCUGAAUACGACCCAGAUACCAACACUUGGACUUGUUGGGUGUCAUCGGAAGUGGACAAGCAUUUCGUUGUACACUGGCGGAACUUCGGUAGACCGUUUACCUCUGGCGCUUUUGUAUAUGUGGACGGCGAAUUCGCGGACGGUAAACUUCUUAUGAGACAUAACCCGUCACAAACGACAUUUGUGAAUGGCAAGCGUACUACAAGUGCAACAGUUGCAAGGUUCUAUUUCCAACCUAUUGUGUUAACAGACGAAGAGAACCCUUUCGUACUCGAAGAUAACACCACCGUAAAUGCUCUUGGGGAGAUCAAGUUAGUCAUUCAGAAGGGAAAGAAUACCGGGGCUAUAUCAUACGAGCAUGGAGCUGUAAGAGAGGCGAAGGCGGUGAAUGAACGCACGAAGAAAGCAGGCGGACAUCGUGUCCAAUACGCAGACGAAGUGGCCGACAUGGACGCUAUAGGUGCAAGUUUCGAACCCGAUUCUACUGUGAUGCCCCUCACUUUCAUCUUCAAGUAUCGAUCCAAAGAACGAGGAGAAGCUGUUGGCGGCGUAGAUUUGAACGCCCGGUCAUUAAGAUCACGACAUGCAAUGAAAGAGGAGUCUAAUGUCAAAGAAGAGCUGGGCCUGAAAGAAGAGCCUGGAGAGACCUCUCUAGACGCUUCCGCCAGCACUUCCCGUCCACGAACACGUUCGAGGACGAGACUGCAGAACGAAGAAGAAGAACUUGCAUGA